AUGACUUAUAACCAAGAAGCCUUUGGCUACGUUAACAGGAUGCCCUCUGCAUUUGAUCCUCCUAGUACCAUGCUGGAUGAUGACCAACAACAACAACAACAACAACAACAACAGGCACAACAAUAUUUGCAGCGAGUUAAUUUGCAACAGGCUCAGCAGUAUUUGCAGCAACAAGCACAAUCUUCUCAGUCACCUUUCCAAUCACAAGUUUCCAAUAAUUCGAAUUCUAGUGCACAACAGCAAUAUUUAUUGCAGUUGCAGAUGCAACAAGCACAUCAAGUUCAACAAAACAAUCAAGCCUAUGAAUUGAACCAAAAAGGAAAUUACCCCUCACAAAAUCGUUACCUCCAGUUUAAUAAUUAUGCACAGCCAACUGACUUGAUGUUGGGCGGCAAUACCGAACAAGAACUAUAUCACCCGCAAUUAGCCCCAAAAUCUAAAAACGAUCAAUUUUUCUCAUCACCACAUUCUUCUGUUAGUUCUGCCAGUAAAGAUUCGUUAUUCAAUACGUCACUUCAAAAAUUAGGCUCAAACAAUAACACCUUAACUGGUAAUAUGAGCAAUAUCAACAACUUAACUCAAAACACGUCGCAAUUCAAUCUACCAAUUGAACUUCAGGGUGGUGUCAACAACAUUUUUAAUAGAAGGCCAAGUUAUGCCGCUGAUGUUCAAAAUUCUGCUCAUAAAAAAUUAGGGUCAAAUAAUUAUCCUUUACAAUUCAAUAAUUUUAGCUCUCAGAGAAGUAAUACUAUUUUUGAAAACCACAAUUUAAGAAACAAUAGCAUUGAUUAUUCAUCAUUACCUGCUGUGAAUCCACUCCUUAACAAUAGUCUCUCUCACUUUGAUACGGAUCAAAUAUAUGUUCAGUUAGAUGAUGGCUUGUUGUUGAAUAAGGCAACUAACACCAUAAUUACAUCACCUGAAUUGAAAAGACAAUUUGCUCAAUGUGCCAAUUAUUUUGGUGAUUUUGAAACUGCCAUGAAUGUUGUUGAUCAAUUAAAUAGAUUGCUAAAUCUUCCUUCAAAUUCCAAUGUAUUGAAUAGUACAUUUUUAGAGGUACCGCUAUCUGUAAUUCAUCAAAGGGUUGAUAAAUUAUUGGAAUUCUUGUUGAAACAAAACGAAGAUUUGAAAUCUUCGAUCCAUAUGGGUAAUAAAAAUUACUCCCUGAUACUAAAUAAAAAUGGAAGAUUAGACAUUAUUUCUUUUCCAAAGAACUCGAAUUUGGAAUUGAUGCCUAAAGAUUUGAUAAUCAUCGAGGGAGACAGAGGCAAAGAUUUAGUAAUGGUUUUGAAACCGAUCAUCGAGUUUAAAUUUGCCUUGUUUUUCAACUACCUAAAGAAGAAGUUACAUUUAAAAAGUUUAGAGUUUGGUAAUGCGUCAUCAGACACAAGCUCCAACUCGAAAUCACCAAUUUCUUUUAACAACAAGAGCAAGAAUAGCCAUAAAAAUAGCAACAACAACAACAACAGCAAUAAUAAUAAUAAUAAUAAUAAUAAUAAUAACAGUAACAGCCAUAACCAAAAAUCAAUCAUUAAUGAGGAUGAAAAUUUUAUCACCUUACCAAACAAACAAAUCCUCAGAUUUGCUAAGCCUCAUGAGUUGAAUCAAUUAAUACUUAAGUACAAUGAUGAAAUUAUGGCUUAUAGAAUUUGUUUAAACUAUUCUGCUUCUUUAAAUUUAAAUUUGAUUAUCAAAAAUGUCGAAUUUCAGUUUGAUAAGAAAAAAUUGAUUAUUUAUUAUUACUGCUUACAAAGGUUAGACUUUAGGGGCCUAAUCAAAGAGCUAUUUAAAAUUUAUAAAACCAGAAUCUGGUUGUGCGCCAUUUUGCCAUUGGAGAAGAGCUAUAAGCCAUUGUUAGAAUAUGAAUUAGAGAAGAGAAACAUUAAAUCAAACGAGAUUCUUGAUUCAUUCAACAAAUCAGAAGAGCUUUUAACUGAGUCGGGUUCAGGAAAUUCGAAUACUUAUAGGUCUGACUCUAAUGUCGUUAAAGACAACUUGCCAGGCUCCGAUCAAAUUUAUCAGUUUAGUGAAAUUGAAGAGCCAAUUUAUUUUCAUUCCAAAAUUUUUUCAAAUCUAAUCAGUAUGUUUGAAUAUGAAAUCACCAAUUAUGAAAAGUUCCCUGAUCGUUAUAGUUUCCUUAUAAACCAAUCCUGA
Messenger RNA from Pichia kudriavzevii, 2154 nucleotides. RefSeq lists its product as uncharacterized. Bases 1 to 2154 code for a protein of 717 amino acids. Lineage: Eukaryota; Fungi; Ascomycota; Pichiomycetes; Pichiales; Pichiaceae. Gene Ontology annotation, cellular component: cytoplasm. The transcript has a single exon. The record is from RefSeq and is a predicted model, not a curated record.